Medioppia subpectinata is the source of this 2787-nucleotide messenger RNA. The record is from the annotation of a GenBank genome assembly. Lineage: Eukaryota; Metazoa; Arthropoda; Arachnida; Sarcoptiformes; Oppiidae.
AUGCUUUUUUUGUUGGGUGGCUUUGAGUUCAACAAUAUCCGAGCCGUUCAGCAAUUGCGAGCGUGCGGUGUAUUGGAAACCAUCAGAAUUAGUUCCAAUGGAUUUCCCUCGCGUUGGAGUUAUCCUGAUUUUGCCAAUAGGUAUCGCGUCUUACGGAUCGGCACACAUCGAAAGUUUGCAAAGAGUGGCUCUCAGAGUCAACAAUCAGGUCCGGUACCCAAAGCCGCGCCACGAAAGUUGUUGAGAGCCGGUUCGAGCACUUCCAGCGAAAUUCGAACUCUUUGCGAAGAUAUUGUCAAAAUUGUUUACGAAGAGAAAGUGUUUUCCAAAUUGAGUGGUGAGAGUGAACAGCAAACACAGGCGCAACAGUUGUUCCAAUUCGGCAAAACCAAGAUCUUCUUCAGGUCAGGACAGGUCGCACUUCUGGAGCGCAUCCGAAGCCAAAAGCUGAAAGAAUGCGCUGUUCUUUUGCAACGUAUGAUCCGUGGAUGGCUUGUGAAGCGCCGCUACCUUAAGAUUAGGUUCACAAUAAUGCGAUUGCAAUGCUAUGGCCGCGCAUUCCUCGCCAGAAAACUAUACUUACACUUAAAGCUGACCAAAGCUGCCACUCGUAUACAAACCAAAUGGAGGGCUUGGAGUACGAGAAAGAAGUUCUUGAAAAUCAAGAGAACCGCAAUUGGGUUACAACAAUACGGACGCGGACUCAUCGCCAGAAGGAAGUUCUUAACAAUCAAACAGCAUUUGGCGGCCGUUACUAUACAACGAUUUUGGAGGGGAUAUACGGCUCGUAAAGCAUAUCAGCAGAGGAUUCGUCGCGUGAUUAUCGUUCAAUCAUUGAUCCGUCGAUUCCUCGCUAAGCGGGAGCUCAAGAAACUGCGAAUCGAAGCCCGAAGUGUUGAACACGUGACUAAUCUUAACAAAGGUUUGGAGCGAAAGAUCAUUGAAUUGCAGCAAAAAGUGGAUGAUUUGAAUAGUGAACGAAAGGCUUUGAUUCAAACCGAUGGCGAGAUUUCUGAAUAUAAGAGUCAAUUCUCACGAUUUGAGACCGAAAUUAAGAAUUUGAAAAAUGAAAUGAAACAAAAAGACAUACAAUUCCAGGCAUUAGAAGACGAAAUGAAUGAAUCAAAGAAUGUUAACGAAAAGCUUACCAAAGAUGUAGAAAGACAUAAAUCUAAAGUCAAUGAUUUGCUAACAAACAACGCGAAGAUUCGUCAAGAAGCUGAUCCCAAACUCAUCGAAAACGCCGUUCGAGAAAAAGAGAAAUUAUUGAUCACUAAAUAUGAAAAAGAGAAGAAGGCUUUGAUUGAUGAACGAGAAAACGAAAGGGCGUCGAGACAACAGUUGCUUAGAAAAUAUAUGGCUCUCGAAGACAAAUACCAGAGCGGAGGUAGAGGUGAAGACGACGACAGGAGUCCAGACAUAUCGACGGUGUCUUUGAUGAUGAGAUGCAGUGAAUUAGAGCAGGAAUGCGCGAAAUGCAAACAAGAGAACCAAGAGAUGCGCGAAUUGAUUGCCGCGUCCGCAGACCUCGACGACAACGAAAGGGGCGCUUCACUGCUCGCACAACAAUGCGCUCAAAUGCAGAUCGAAUGCGAUCGCUAUCGGGAGGAGAGGUCUAAUCUGAAGACUAUUGUUCUCUCACAGGAAUCCAAUAUAAAGGACGUUAGUGGCGAAAGUGAAUUGAUUUCUGCGUUUAAGGCAAUCAUUAAACAACUGGAAUCAGAACUCGACGAAACAAAAGAGAAAAAUGAACAAAUGAAAAAUGAGAUGAAUUCACUGGUGACUGAUAACAAUAGACAACAACAAGUGAUUGGCAUUAAUAGCGAACCAAUCGCUGUGAACGGUAGCGAAGAUAUGAUCACUCGAUUCAAACAAGAGAAUACUGUUCUUAAGGAGAAGUGCGAGAAAUUAGUUCUCGAGAACAAACAGAUAAGAAUGGAUUUAAUGAGACGAAAGAUACUCGAAAACGAUGAGGACGAAGAGGAGAGCCCGAACCAAAAUGAUUACCAGAAUAUGAAUUAUGUCGGAAUGUUUGAAUAUAAACAACAAAACGAGUCACUUAUUCUUAGAAUUCUAAUUAAUGGCGAAGAAGCAUUUGGUGAAUUUGACGAAUCACUUAAAAGCUUUGACUUAAGCGAAUACAGACAAAUGUUUAGUGACAUCGCCAUUUGGAUUCAUCAGGGUGUCAUUAAACAAUGUGAGGAACGAAUUCAGAGUCUUAUUGUUCCGGCAAUUCUCGAAUAUGAAGGACUCGCUUCUUCGGGAAUGUAUUCGCAGUCCAUUCAAAGGUCGGGUAGCGUUACCGACGACACAAACCUCUCUCCUUCUCCAACAGAGAAACCAAUCGAUUCGCUCAUCAAAGAACUUUCGUAUUUGAAUCGAAUUCUGUUACUUCACGUGAUUGAAGGCGAUAUAAUCCAUCAGAUCUUCAAACAGCUGUUUUACUUCAUGUGUUCGAGUUCUUUGAAUAACCUAUUGUUACGCAAAGACUUAUGUCAUUGGAAUAAAGCGAUGCAGAUUCGGUUCAAUCUGUCGUCUUUAGAGCAGUGGUGUCGCGAACAACAGAUCCCCAAAUGGAACGAAUGCGUCGAGAAGUUGGAGCCCAUAAUACAGGCCACAAAACUUCUUCAGACACGUAAAUCCGAAGAACACAUCCCAACGAUCGUCGAAAUGUGUAAUAAACUCAGUUCGUCACAAAUCAUAAAAAUACUGAAUCUUUACACCGCCGGCGAUGAGGAGAGGAUUUCGAUCAAGAAGGGUUUGGCGACUGUUCUCAAGAAGAUUUGA